AUGCUUGAUGUCCUGGCACCUGAAAAUUCGCAAGAAAUGUGGACGGAGCUUUGUGAUCGUCAUGCUGUAAGCAGAGAGAGUCAGGUUGUGGUCGAAGGCAGAAAGAACCCACAGAGAGUUUUGGCCGUGUGUUCUUCAUCUGUUCGCAAGUCUCUGCAAGGACAUGAUAACUUUUCAGCACAAGGAGUGGAAGCAUUUGAUCAUUUAGGGAAACUCGUAGACAAGCUUGUUGACUGUGGCAAGACUCAGCAAUGGAGGAGGGAAAUUAAGCAGCAACUUCGUUUGUCGAAGCAGUACCUAACGGGCGACUACAAGGUACAUGCAGUGGAGGCCUCAGAGGUUCCCGAUCAUUGUCGAAGUUAUGCGCUAAGUGAUCCAAGCAACGCAGAAUUUCGGGGCUCCUGCGACCAUCUCCACAAUAAGUCAUGUCUGCAGUGUUAUGAGUUAGAAGAAGUCAUGCAUACCAUAGAAGAUGAGUGUUCAAGUGCCCUCUCGUCAGCAGAAGAUCAAGCUGACAUGCUGCAUACCUUCAAACAGACAAGGGAUGAUAUCAUUAGCUGGAAAGUCCAUCAGCUGCGUUCAGUCCACCAAGCUGAGGCAAAGCAUUCAGUUUUAGCCAAACUCGACAGCCGAUCGGUGCUGUUAGUCCAGGACUGGGCAAUGAAAUAUAUGCCCCGAAAAUAUCGAGAGACACAGUCAGAUUGGUUUGCGAAGCGAGGAUUGCCAUGGCGCAUUAGCGUUGCCAUGAGACGGUCAGAGGGUUCUGAGAACUUUGAAUCGCAGACACUUGUUCACGUAUUUCAAAGCUGCGCCCAAGACAGUGGCUUCGAUAACGCUUGACUGCCUCACUACCCUGAAAAAGGAAAUUCCAGACCUGGAGAUGGCUUAUUACAAACAAGAUAACGCUGGCUGUUAUCACAGCGGAAAUUCAAUCAUCUCAGCUAGGCUGGCCGGUGAUGCCGUAGGAGUGGCUUUUGUAAGAAACGACUUCUCGGACCCUCAAGGUGGAAGGGGGUAUGUGAUCGCAAAGCAGCAACAAUCAAAGGCGACGUUGGAAGGUACGUAAACGAAGGCAAUGAUGUAAUCAACGCUUUACGGCUCAAAACAGCCAUUGAAUCUGGCUAAGGAACUACAGGAGUUAAAGCAAGCUAUGUUGCUGCCAAGCCGUCGAGCACCUUUAAUAUCAAAUGGGAUGGCAUAAGCUUACUUAACAAUUUUGAGUACGAUGAAACUGGCGUACGAGUGUGGGUUCCGGUAAAGUAGUGCCAUGGGCAGAGUUCGAAGGAGUCAUGAAGCAGCCCGAAAAAUUGGAAAUCCUAGACCUCCCAUCGCAGAAUGCAGGUGGCGCACCGCCGUUCAAGAUUGUGAGACACCGACAUAUCAAGAAAAGCUCUGUCAAAGCAGAUUUCUCAACUGAAAACGAAAACCAAGAUC
Molecule: messenger RNA, 1434 nt
Organism: Orbicella faveolata
Lineage: Eukaryota; Metazoa; Cnidaria; Anthozoa; Scleractinia; Merulinidae
Source: RefSeq, a predicted model, not a curated record